GUAUAAUGUGUAAAAACAUUUCAACGUGUAUCGGUGAAAACGAUGGCGAAUCAAGUCUGUGAAUUUACCGCAUGAAGAUGGGUUUCUUCUGAAAAGGGGGAAAAAGUCGAACUCCGUUAGCGAAUUCUAGGGUUUUGUUUGGAUUUCUGUGAAGAGGAAAAAAUGUGGCCUUUCGGAUGGAAAGGGGCGUCUGGGUUCUCAGCUCGUUCCACAGCUGAAGAAGUCACUCAUGGAGUCGACGGCACUGGUCUCACCGCCAUUGUCACGGGUGCCUCGAGUGGUAUUGGACAAGAGACAACUCGUGUUCUUGCACUUCGCGGUGUACAUGUGAUUAUGGCUGUUAGGAACACAGAUUCCGGGAAUCAAGUCAGAGGAGCAAUUCUCAAGGGAAAUCCCGAAGCCAAGAUCGAUGUGAUGAAGUUAGAUCUUAGCUCAAUGGCAUCUGUGAGGAACUUUGCGUCAGAGUACAAGUCCUCUGGUCUUCCGCUGAAUCUUCUCGUCAAUAAUGCAGGGAUUAUGGCAUCUCCUUUCAUGCUUUCCAGUGACAACAUUGAAUUGCAGUUUGCAACCAAUCAUCUGGGUCAUUUUCUGCUGACAAACCUUCUUUUGGACAUAAUGAAGACAACAGCUCAGGAAAGCAACAGAGAAGGAAGGAUAGUUAUCGUCUCCUCCGAAGGCCAUCGGUUUGCUUACUGGGAAGGAAUUAGAUUUGACAAAAUAAACGACGAGUCAAGCUAUAACUCGUUGCAAGCUUAUGGUCAGUCAAAGCUAUGUAACAUAUUGCAUGCGAAAGAGCUUUCUAGGCAGCUCAAGGAACAAGGGGUGAAUAUCACAGCCAACUCCCUUCAUCCCGGAUCCAUUAUGACCAAUCUCUUACGCUACCACAGCGUCAUAAACAAAAUCGGAAAUCUGGUAGGCAAGUAUGUGCUGAAGAGUAUUCCACAGGGGGCUUCAACUACGUGUUAUGUUGCGCUUCAUCCGCAAGUUGAGGGAGUGAAUGGCGAAUACUUCAUGGACAACAAUGUCGCAAAUCCGAGCUCUCAGGCUAAAGAUGGAAACUUGGCCAAGAAACUAUGGGAGUUCAGCUUCAGCCUCACCGACCCGUAAAUAGUUUUUGGCUGAUACUCUGUUUCCCAAGUAGCCAUGGUUGAUCAAGGUCUCAUCCAUGGCGGUAGCAUACGCAGCGACAGGUCGCAUAGAAGAAAGAAGAAGAACAAUAAUACGAGGAUGUCUGAAAUCUGGAAAGAUUCAUGCUUUUCAACGUACACAAGUGAGAGAAAUCCCCCUUCAUCUGGGGAUUCUCUUCAAUAAGAACAAAAAAGAAAAAACUGGGCAUUUCAGAAAUCAAACGUUGUUGGUUCGUUGGAAUGGUUAUGGAGCUUUUAGCGAUGUCUGAAGAUAAUGUUA
Messenger RNA from Tarenaya hassleriana, 1407 nucleotides. RefSeq names its product short-chain dehydrogenase TIC 32, chloroplastic. The record is from RefSeq and is a predicted model, not a curated record. Bases 163 to 1107 code for a protein of 314 amino acids. Lineage: Eukaryota; Viridiplantae; Streptophyta; Magnoliopsida; Brassicales; Cleomaceae. The transcript is spliced from 8 exons.